AUGAAAGGCAAGAAUGUAGAUGAAAGAAGAAGGCGUUUGUACGGACUUCUUGUGCCACCAGAGUGCCACCGAUUGGUCUUCUUUCUGAGAAAUUCCAUGGUAGCUAAAAAGCAUGUAAUCCAUAAAGAAUAUACGGGGAACGCGUUGGUAGAAUUCAAACGGCGUAAACAGAGUGUUCAGGCUAUCUUCAAAAACAGUAUAUCCAAAGUUCAAGAAAGAGAAGAAACCUACCUUCUAUACGAUCUUCACCAACUUUUCGAAUUUCUCGAGAACAUCCCUCGUUCGGAAUAUUUCGAUGCUACUUUAUUCUAUGCAGUGAUCACUUUCUAUGGCAAGGCAUUUGCUAAGUUUGAAAAAAUAAAAUCAAAAUUCUGUUCUAGAUUUCCUAAUGAUAAUGAAUAUGAAGAAAGUAGUAACUCUAAAAUCGAAAUUGGUAACACAAACAACACCCAGAAGUAUGCAGAUACGCUAGUCACUUCGUUAAAUAUGUUUGUCUCUCUUUGUAACCACUAUAAAGCAAGACAUUUAAACCCAAGAGGAGAAAUAACCGAUUGUGAUCAAAGUCUUAUUGAGCUUGGCAAACAAUUUCACAUCAGUUUAAUUCUUAAUGAAGAAAUCAGAAAUUCUUUUUUGAAGGUUCUCAAGUUUAAAAGCUUUACAAUCUUCCAGUUAUUUGACAAUUUUAUGGGCAUGAGUAAAGAAGAAAUAUUUUUGGCACUUCUAUAUCCAAGUGACAGGUUUUCUAGAGUGCUACCACUAGAUCGUACUCCUCUAAAGAAAAUUGAUUCGUCUCUCCUAGUAGAAUAUGCUUUGAGUUAUCUUGGGUUUCAAGAUGUUAAUAUGGGCACAUUGACGGAUUUAAAAACCGAAUUACAAUCUGGGCUCCUUCCAUUAUCAUCUGUUUACUGCUGUUUAUUGAUGUAUCAAUUAUAUUUCAUUGGGCAAACUGGUUUUGCAAAUCCGAGGUUGCUCCAGCUUAAAAAACCUACAACACAAAUAUAUUGCUGGAUAUUAGUUGCACAAAUGCUUGAACUUGAAAAUUAUCCACUUGUCAUUAAACACGAAAAGUUAGGGGAUUUUGCCUCUAAAUAUAUUAACCUAGUAGCAUUGGAAAGUCAAGAUACUGACAAUAUUAACUCACUUCUUAUACCAAAGCCUCAUAAUGUUCAUAAUAUCAAAAUAAAUCCGUGGUUAGCACGAGCUUAUAAAAACCUAUUUGAAAAAGAUAUAAAACAGCAAUAUGACACUUUUGAAAAGAACCACAGUUAUAAAAAGGUUUUUAAGGAAACAUUAUCAUCUUACCAUGAAAGAAACGAAGUAGUACCCAACGCUAGGUUUUCCGUACCUUUGGACAUUAAUUUUGACUCAAUAAUGUUCCAAUCGCUUAUAUUUAGAUUGAGAUACUUUUUUUAUUAUACACCAUUGGAGAACAAGACUUUUGCAGCUCUUGCAGGCAAAACAUUCUUGAUUUGUAAAAAUUAUCCUUUGUUAACUGGUAAUAAGUACGCAUUUACUUGGAAAAAGUUAUUGGACACAAAAGUUGAAGAAAUCAAGCCUUUAACAAGGCAUGAAGUGUACUCUGACAUUAAAGAUGAAGUUGUUUAUGAAUGCGAGGCGUUGAUCAAUAAGUGGAUAGAAACUCGAUCAAUCAAAAAGUGCCACUCUUUUUUCAAUGAAAAUAUGAGCAUCUUGAAGGUUAAAAUCCUGACCUGCUAUACUCAAGUGUUACUUAUUGAAAAUAAUAUUUUUUUCAAAUGA
Molecule: messenger RNA, 1758 nt
Organism: Pichia kudriavzevii
Lineage: Eukaryota; Fungi; Ascomycota; Pichiomycetes; Pichiales; Pichiaceae
Exons: 1
Coding region: 1-1758 (585 amino acids)
Source: RefSeq, a predicted model, not a curated record